Messenger RNA from Prunus armeniaca (apricot), 828 nucleotides. NCBI's taxonomy places the organism in Eukaryota, Viridiplantae, Streptophyta, Magnoliopsida, Rosales, Rosaceae. The record is from the annotation of a GenBank genome assembly.
AUGUUACUGUUGAAAUUCCCUACGCCCCAUGGCACGGGCAUGGUGCGCGGCGACCAACUUGGCGCUCGAAGCUGGUAUGCUUCGGCAGUGAAGUCUACUAAUCGCCAACAUAGAGGUGAGGCCUUAGCGGUAACCCGGGCCCUAGCCCUACCUCGAGCUGGCACUGAGGGCCCAGAAGACCCUAGGGAGGAAUCUGCCACCCAACAGGCCAAACUUGUGGAGGACCUCGAACUGGUCACUCUCCAUGAGGACAUCCCGGAUCGACAUGUCAGGAUCGGCACCUCCCUCUCACAAGAGCUUCGCUCUGAUCUUGCUGCCUUCCUCCGCCUCAACUCUGAGAAGCGUCGUGCUUAUGACCUGGAACGGUAUGAGGCCAUGAAGGCGAAGGUGGAUAAGUUGAGCACCAUUGGAUUCAUCAAGGAGGUGGAUUAUCCCACCUGGCUAGCCAAUGUGGUAAUGGUACGUAAACCAAGGAAGGGCUGGCGCAUGUCCGUAGACUACACAAAUCUCAACCGGGCCUGCCCAAAGGAUAGUUUCCCCCUACCCCGCAUUGACCAGCUAGUUGACGCCACAGCUGGCCACGCCCUCCUCAGCUUCAUGGAUGCUUACUUAAGGUACAACCAGAUCUUCAUGCACCCUGAGGACCAAGCUCAUACAUCCUUCAUCACUGACCGUGGCCUUUACUGCUACAAAGUCAUGCCUUUCGGCCUCAAGAACGCUGGGGCUACAUAUCAGCGUCUAGUGAACAGCAUCUUCGCUCCACUAAUUGGCAACACCAUGGAGGUUUAUGUUGAUGACAUGCUGGUCAAGAGUCGCACUGCUGACUAG